This is a messenger RNA of Dendronephthya gigantea, 1275 nucleotides long. RefSeq lists its product as uncharacterized. The transcript is spliced from 4 exons. The record is from RefSeq and is a predicted model, not a curated record. Lineage: Eukaryota; Metazoa; Cnidaria; Anthozoa; Malacalcyonacea; Nephtheidae. Bases 1 to 1275 code for a protein of 424 amino acids.
AUGAACCGUAAACGAAAAAUCCCUGUUGCCAGACAGAAGCCCGUGAAGAAACCUCGUCGAAGUGAUGUAAAAUCUGCUGCAAAUUCGCUGCUAAUGCUAGCCCAAGCACCGACGAAUUGUUGCAAGACCGACACCGAACUUAAUGUCGCUGAGAUAUUGUUGUCGUUUAGUGCAAAUAGUGCUGCGACUGUUGGCCCUUGCAGCAAUCUGUGCAGCGACAAAUCCAACAACGAAGAUCAUCCUAGCAUCGACGAAACUUCUAACGUAGAAACGUUUGUAGACGACAAGAUUGAACAAUCAGUUGUUUGUACAUCUUUUCUAGCUAAAGUGGACGAUCCAAAGAAAACGAUGCACUAUACAGGCAUGAGCAAGGAAUGCCUUGAUACGAUUUUUAAUGAAAUCUUAAAACAAAAAGCAAAACGAAUUCACUAUUGGAGGGGUAAAAAGAGAACGAAGUUGACGACCAGCCAUAGUAUGUAUAUCAAGAAGAAGUAUGAUAUGUGCAAACUCACAACCAGGGAACAGUUUCUGUUCACAUUAAUAAGGUUGAGAAGGAAUGUCAGUAUUGAAAUGUUAAGUGGUAUAUUUGGCAUUUCUAAUGGGACUGGUAGCCGGAUUUUUGUAACCUGGAUUCUCUUCAUGAGUAAGGAACUAAAAUGUUUUGUGCCCUUCUCAACGUUAAAUGAUUUGCAAGGGAUUGAAUUUCCAACGGCACUUCGAGGUAUAAAGAACCUCAGAGCUAUCAUUGAUUGCACUGAAUUCUAUGUAGAGAAACCUUCGAGACCACACUGCCAAAGAACCACCUACAGCCAGUACAAGUCCUCCAAUACCUUCAAGUUGUUGAUCUCAAUGUCUCCUUUACCUCAUCUUAAUUUUGUUUCAAGACUCUUCACUGGCAGUAUUAGUGAUAAAGAAAUCGUAAAAGAAAGUGGUUUUUUGGAUCAUCUUGAAGCAGGUGAUGUGGUGAUGGCCGACAAAGGUUUUAAUAUUCAAGACCUGCUAGCACUCAAAGAAGCAAAGCUUUUGGCCCCACCUCUUUUAAGGAAAGGAAAUGUGUCUGCUGUAACAUCAACUCAAACUCGACGUGUGGCCACAAUAAGAGUACAUAUUGAAAGAAUGAUCAGAAAACUAAAAUGUUUUACUAUUCUGAAAGGUGCUUUCCCUUUAACAAUGAAGCCUCAUGUAAACUCAAUAAUUGCUGUUUGUGCUGCAUUAGUAAAUUUGCAGCCCAGUUGUAUAAACAAGGAGGAAGAAUACUGUAGACUUGAGCUGUAA